AGACGUAAGGAGAGGCUUGGAGAGAGCAGACGCCUUCUGGAUUCAAGAAGACGAGGUGAGCUGAGGUGCCUGGCUUUAGUGAAGACCCUGUGGGGACUUCCUGGCUGCGGUUUCGACGUACCUGACUCCACACGCCCCUAAGACUCAGCUGUUACUCGGCCUCCCAGAAAGAUGGAUAGGAGAAAUGACUACGGAUAUAGGGUGCCUCCAUUUCAGGGCCCUCUGCCUCCCCCUGGGAGCCUGGGGCUUCCCUUCCCUCCAGAUAUACAGACUGAGACUACAGAAGAGGACAGUGUCUUGCUGAUGCAUACCCUGUUGGCGGCAACCAAGGACUCCCUGGCCGUGGACCCACCAGUUGUCAACCGGCCUAAGAAAAGCAAGACCAAGAAGGCCCCUAUAAAGGCUAUUACUAAGGCUGCACCUGCUGCCCCUCCAGUCCCAACUGCCAAUGAGAUUGCCACCAACAAGCCCAAAAUAACUUUGCAGGCUUUAAACCUGCCAGUCAUUACCCAGAUCAGUCAGGCUUCACCUACCACUGAGGUAACCAAUACUCAGGUUUCUUCAGUCACUGCUCAGCCUAAGAAAGCCAACAAGAUGAAGAGAGUUACUGCCAAGGCAGCGCAAGGCUCCCAAUCCCCAACUGGCUGUGAGGGUGGCGCUACACAGCUCAAGUCACCCUUGCAGGUCCUAAACCUACCAGUCAUCUCACAGAAUAUUCAUGCUUCAAUUGCCAAUGAGUCAGCCAGUUCCCAGACCUUGAUAACCUCUAUCAAGCCUAAGAAAGCUUCCAAGGCUAAGAAGGCUGCGAAUAAGGCCAUAGCUAGUGCCACCGAGGUUUCACUGGCUCCAACUGCCACCCAUACAGCUACCACCCAAGGCCAAAUUACCAAUGAGACAGCCAGUAUCCACACCACAGCAGCCUCCAUCCGAACCAAGAAAGCCUCCAAAGCCAGGAAGAUAAUUGCUAAGGUCAUAAAUACUGACACUGAGCAUAUACAGGCUGCAAAUGUCACUGAGACAGCUACCAGGCAGAUUGAGGCCUCAGUAAUAGCUAUCAGGUCCCAAAAAUCCAAGGGCAAGAAGGCUGCCAGUAGGGGCCCAAAUUCUGUCUCUGAGAUUUCUGAGGCCCUACUUGCCACUCAAAUGGUCACAAACCAGGCCCUGGCAGCCACCCUGCGGGUCAAGAGAGGGUCUAGGGCUCGGAAGGCUUCCACUAAGGCUCGGGCAACUGAAAGCCAGACUCCAAAUGCUGACCAAGGGGCCCAGGCCAAGAUGGCCUCUGCUCAGACCAACGUAAGUGCCCUUGAGACUCAGGUUGCUGCUGCUGUCCAGGCCCUGGCAGAUGACUAUCUGGCUCAGUUGAGUCUGGAGCCCACAACCAGGACCCGGGGCAAGAGAAACCGAAAGUCCAAGCAUCUGAAUGGGGAUGAGAGAAGUGGCAAUAAUUACAGGCGGAUCCCAUGGGGCCGGAGGCCUGCGCCACCGCGAGAUGUGGCCAUUUUACAAGAAAGGGCUAAUAAGUUGGUGAAAUACCUGUUGGUUAAGGACCAGACAAAGAUCCCCAUCAAGCGCUCAGACAUGCUGAGGGAUGUCAUCCAAGAAUAUGAUGAAUAUUUCCCAGAAAUCAUUGAACGAGCAAGCUACGCUCUGGAGAAGAUGUUUCGAGUCAAUCUGAAAGAAAUUGAUAAGCAAAGUAGCUUGUAUAUUCUCAUCAGCACUCGGGAAUCCUCUGCAGGCAUACUGGGAACGACCAAGGACACACCCAAGCUGGGUCUCCUCAUGGUGAUUCUGAGUGUCAUUUUUAUGAAUGGCAACAAGGCCAGUGAGGCUGUCAUCUGGGAGGUGCUGCGCAAGUUGGGGCUGCACCCUGGGGUGAGGCAUUCACUCUUUGGGGAAGUGAGGAAGCUCAUCACAGACGAGUUUGUGAAGCAGAAGUACCUGGAGUACAAGAGGGUCCCUAACAGCAGACCACCUGAAUAUGAGUUCUUCUGGGGCUUGCGCUCCUACCAUGAGACUAGCAAGAUGAAAGUCCUCAAGUUUGCAUGCAAGGUGCAGAAAAAAGACCCCAAGGACUGGGCUGUGCAGUACCGCGAGGCAGUGGAGAUGGAAGUCCAAGCUGCAGCUGUGGCUGUGGCUGAGGCUGAAGCCAGGGCUGAGGCAAGAGCCCAAAUGGGGAUUGGAGAGGAAGCUGUGGCUGGGCCCUGGAAUUGGGAUGACAUGGAUAUCGACUGCCUAACAAGGGAAGAGUUAGGCGAUGAUGCUCAGGCCUGGAGCAGAUUUUCAUUUGAAAUUGAGGCCAGAGCCCAAGAAAAUGCAGAUGCCAGCACCAGCGUCAACUUCAGCAGAGGAGCUGGUACCAGGGCUGGCUUCAGCAACGGUGCUAGUAUUAGCUUCAAUGGUGCACCCAGCUCCAGUGGUGGACCUGGCAUUACCUUUGGUGGUGCACCCAGCUCCAGUGCCAGCUUCAGCAAUACAGCCAGCAUUAGCUUUGGUGGCACACUGAGCACUAGCUCCAGCUUCAGCAGUGCAGCCAGCAUUAGCUUUGGUGGUGCACCCAGCACCAGCACUAGUUUCAGCAGUGAAGCCAGCAUUAGCUUUGGUGGCACGCCUUGUACCAGUGCCAGCUUUAGUGGUGGAGUCAGCUCUAGUUUUAGUGGCCCACUCAACACCAGUGCCACUUUCAGUGGUGCAGCCAGCUCUGGCUUUGGAGGCACACUCAGCACCACGGCUGGCUUUAGUAGUAUACUCAGCACCAGCACCAGCUUUGGCAGUGCACCCACAACGAACACAGUCUUCAGUAGUGCGCUUAGCACCAGCACUGGCUUUGGAGGCACAUUCAGCACCAGUGUCUGCUUUGGUGGCUCUCCCAGCUCCAGUGGUAGCUUUGGUGGUACACUCAGUACCAGUAUCUGCUUUGGUGGCUCUCCCUGCACCAGCACUGGCUUUGGAGGCACACUCAGCACCAGUGUCUCCUUUGGUGGCCCUUCCAGCACCAGUGCCAAUUGCGGUGGUACACUAAGUACCAGCAUCUGCUUUGAUGGCUCUCCCAGCACCGGUGCUGGCUUUGGUGGUGCUCUCAACACCAGUGCCAGCUUUGGCAGUGCGCUCAACACCAGUGCUGGUUUUGGUGGUGCUAUGAGCACCAGUGCUGACUUUGGCAGUACACUAAGCACCAGUGUCUGCUUUGGUGGCUCUCCUGGCACCAGUGUCAGCUUUGGCAGUGCGCUCAACACCAGUGCUGGUUUUGGUGGUGCUGUCAGCACCAGCACUGACUUUGGUGGUACACUAAGCACCAGCGUCUGUUUUGGUGGCUCUCCCAGCACCAGUGCUGGCUUUAGUGGUGCACUCAACACCAAUGCCAGCUUUGGCUGUGCCAUCAGCACCAGUGCCGGCUUCAGUGGUGCUGUCGGCACCAGUGCUGGCUUCAGUGGUGUACCCAGCACCAACCCUGGCUUUGGCGGUGCAUUUAACACCAGUGCUGGCUUCGGUGGGGCACUUAGUACCACUACUGACUUCGGUGGUACUCCCAACAACAGCAUUGGCUUUGGUGCUGCUCCCAGCACCAGUGUCAGCUUUGGUGGUGCUCAUAGCACCAGCCUCUGUUUUGGUGGAGCUCCCAGCACCAGCCUCUGCUUUGGCAGUGCAUCUAAUACAAACCUAUGCUUUGGUGGCCCUCCUAGCACCAGUGCCUGCUUUAGUGGUGCUACCAGCCCUAGUUUUGGUGAUGGACCCAGCACCAGUACCGGUUUCAGCUUUGGCAACGGGUUAAGCACCAGUGCUGGAUUUGGUGGUGGACUGAACACCAGUGCUGGCUUUGGUGGUGGCCUAGGCACCAGUGCUGGCUUCAGUGGUGAUCUAAGCACCAGUUCUGGCUUUGAUGGUGGGCUAGGUACCAGCGCUGGCUUCAGUGGAGGACCAGGCACCAGCACUGGCUUUGGUGGUGGACUGGGCACCAGCGCUGGCUUCAGUGGCGGACUGGGCACCGGUGCUGGCUUUGGUGGUGGACUGGUCACUAGUGAUGGCUUUGGUGGUGGACUGGGCACCAAUGCUAGUUUUGGCAGCACACUUGGCACCGGUGCUGGCUUUAGCGGUGGCCUCAGCACCAGCGAUGGCUUUGGCAGUAGGCCUAAUGCCAGCUUCGACAGAGGACUGAGUACCAUCAUUGGCUUUGGCAGUGGUUCCAACACCAGCACUGGCUUUAUUGGCGAACCCAGCACCAGCACGGGCUUCCAUAGUGGACCCAGUUCUAUUGUUGGCUUCAGUGGUGGACCAAGCACUGGUGUUGGCUUCUGCAGUGGACCAAGCAUCAGUGGCUUCAGCGGUGGACCGAGCACAGGAGCUGGCUUCGGCGGUGGACCAAACACUGGUGCUGGCUUUGGUGGUGGACCAAGCACCAGUGCUGGCUUCGGCAGUGGAGCCACCAGUCUUGGUGCCUGUGGCUUCUCCUAUGGCUAGUGAGGUUUCAGGUAACUGCAAUAUUUCCAUAGCCAGGACCCACAGGGAUGGGUAUAAGAGCUGGGAGAUGUUAUAAGAAACACUAAGGCAGGAGAGUGGGGUGGAAAGGUGAGGGCAAUGAAGGAAUUAUGAGAAGACAGUGCAUUUGGUGCUAAAAUGUGUUCCUAUUUGUUUUGUUUUCAGAUUUAUUCCCCAUGUUUACAGACACCGCUAAUAAAUUGCAGUAGUCCUUCCCAUGGAGCCAAAGUACAUCCUUGGAAUCUUUGUCCACACAGCAGUCAAAGCACCUACGGCCAAUCAGCUGAGGGUGUCAUGUGAUGGAAAAAUCUGUUUGCUGUUCCUGCUUUAUUGUUUGCUUUCUGUGUGCUGUCAUAUUUUGGUAUCAGAGUUACAUUAAAUUUACAAAAUGAAUUGGAGUUUUUUCUGUCUUUUAAUGUGCUUAGGUAGUUGUGGAGUGGCAUCUUGGGUUCACAGAAGAGCUGGAGAUCAGCAUAGCUCUUUGGAGAAAAUGGGGCUCCAGCUUUUGGCUCAAAGGGAAAUAUGACUUCAGCAGGAUAGAGGCCUGGGGAAAGCAUGGCAGGCAAGAGGAUAACAGCUUGAGGAAAGAUAUGGAGAGGGAAAGCCUGGAGCAGAAGGCAAAGGGAGAGGCUUCUGGACAGUAAGUACAGAUUCAUUUUGAAUCACUGGUGUAAGAAUGGAGGGAAGGGCAGAGGUCACUAGGGGUGGACAUAAGAACAAGGGAGGGUUUAAUUGGGAUAGGAGAGGAAAACUUGGGCAUAUUGUAUAGACUGUGGGGCAAAAGCUAAUAGGGACAGGAGAUCGAUAUGGAAGAGUCAGGAAUUGACUGAAGUAGCCCAUCCCUGAGAAGGUGGGAUGGAAUAGGGUACCAGAGAAGACGACCCUGACUUUGAACAGACUUAAGGGUGGCUGUGGAUGCAGAUAAAUAUAGAUCUGCUUCAAGCAGGGAUCGGCAACUUCUGUAGUAGACAACAACAACAAAAAACGGAGAGGUGGAUUAUGCAGGGUUUAGGUCUUGCUGGGUGGUUGUGAUGG
Cercocebus atys (sooty mangabey) is the source of this 5508-nucleotide messenger RNA. It is a transcript of the gene TRO, whose product is annotated as trophinin. Bases 172 to 4455 code for a protein of 1427 amino acids. Gene Ontology annotation, biological process: negative regulation of transcription by RNA polymerase II. Gene Ontology annotation, cellular component: nucleus. The transcript is spliced from 12 exons. NCBI's taxonomy places the organism in Eukaryota, Metazoa, Chordata, Mammalia, Primates, Cercopithecidae. The record is from RefSeq and is a predicted model, not a curated record.